AAAAAAAAAAAAAAAAGUAAGAAGAAGAUGCUUUCUUUCCUUUUGGAGCUUUAUGCAACGUUCUGGGUUUUAAAGCUUUUAGUUUUAUCUUCUUUUUGACACAUACCGACGAAGAAGAAACUGAACCAUUUUCUCACCAUCUCCACUCUCUCUCUUCUCUUUUCCGCCGCCGUAACGGCCAAAGGGUUCCGACCACUCCACCUUGAACUCUUUUGUCGGCUCUAAAAAAACGAGAGUAACGAGAAAGGCGAAACUCGAUUAUUCAGAUCUCCAUUUUGCCUUACCCGCCGCAUGUCCAAAAGUUGAAAGAAAGAACAAACUAUACAGCUCCUCCUUCCAUCUUCAUCUCUCACUUGCAAUAUUCGUUUCCAGAAGCUACAUUUUCGCCAAUUUUGCUAUGGACCGACGAAGUUGGCCGUGGAAGAAAAAAUCAUCUGAUAAAACAACCUUAGUGGUUGAUUCUGCAGCUGCUGAUACUUCACAUUCUCAAGUUGAAAAGGAUGCUGUUAAGAAGCCAAAGUAUGUGCAAAUCUCUGUGGAGCAGUAUACACAUCUCACAGGUCUGGAAGAGCAGAUAAAGACAUACGAUGUUGAGAUUAAAUCUUACGAGAAUCGAGUUGAAGCUUAUGAGGAUCAAGUAAAAAGCUUUGAAGAACAGAUAAAAACACACGAUGUUCAGAUCAAAUCUUACGAGAGUCAGGUUGAAGCUUACGAAGAGCAAGUAAAAAGCUUUGAAGAACAGAUCGAGGCGUACGAUGAGCAGGUUCAGAGUUAUGCUGAACAAGUGGAGAGACUCAACGAGGAUAUAGCUACCAAAGAGGCUUUAGUGAAGCAACAUUCCAAGGUUGCUGAAGAUGCUGUUGCGGGUUGGGAGAAAGCUGAUGCUGAAGCUUUGACGUUGAAGAACACACUUGAAUCUGUCACUCUCUCUAAACUCACGGCUGAAGAUCGUGCAGCGCAUUUAGAUGGUGCGUUGAAAGAGUGUAUGCGGCAGAUACGGAACUUGAAGAAAGACCAUGAAGUGAAUCUGCAUGAUGUUGCUUUGAGCAAGAGUAAGCAGAUAGAGAAACUAACAAUGGAGUUUGAGAAGAGGCUCUCUGACUAUGAACAGGAGCUACUAAGGUCUGCAGCUGAUAGUGAUGCCUUAUCCAGAACUUUACAAGAACGGUCCAACAUGCUAGUGAUGAUUAGCGAGGAGAAGUCACGAGCUGAUGCUGAAAUCGAGACAUUGAAGAGCAAUCUUGAAAUGUGUGAAAAGGAGAUAAAGUCUCUCAAGUACGAAGUCCAUGUAGUUUCUAGAGAGCUGGAGAUACGCAACGAAGAGAAGAACAUGUGUAUUAAAUCUGCAGAUGUUGCCAACAAGCAACACUUGGAAGGAGUGAAGAAAAUAGCUAAGUUGGAAGCAGAAUGUCAGAGACUUAGAAGUCUUGUGAGGAAAAAGCUGCCAGGACCAGCUGCACUUGCUCAAAUGAAGCUUGAGGUUGACAACUUAGGCGGAGACACGAGACCAAAGAGAUCUCCGAGCAAAGCUUCUAGUCCAUGCAAGUCUCCUAGAGGAUACUCAUCUUCUGGUUCUGACUUUUCUGUCGAUAAUUCACAGAAAUUACAAAAGGAAAAUGAGUUUUUGACAGAACGUUUGCUUGCCAUGGAAGAGGAGACAAAAAUGCUUAAAGAAGCCUUAGCAAAGCGGAAUAGUGAGUUGUUGGAGUCACGGAAUCUUUGCGCUCAGAGCACUAGUAAGCUUCAAAGCUUGGAAGCUCAACUGCAGCAAAACAAUUCCCACAAGUCCUCACUUGAAGUGUGUCCAAAUCUGAAUACGAGCAAUCCAUCAAGUUCAGUCUCUGUUUCUGAAGAUGGGAAUGAUGAUUCCGGAAGUUGCAGCGGAUCUUUGUCAACAACUCCAUCACAACAGACCAAGAAAGAGAAGGAGAUGGCAGCACUACAGAGGGUUGAAAGUGUUAGUAGUCAUGUGGAGCUUAUGGAUGAUUUUCUUGAAAUGGAGAAGUUAGCUUGUUCAGGUGACCAAAAUUCAGAACUGGUGAAUGUUGAGGAGUCUGAUAAAGAUAGUCCAGCAGUGAUGGAAUUCAGAACUAGAUUAUCAAAGGUUCUUGAAUCUGUAUCUUCUGAUGCUGACUUGGGGAAGAUUGUGGAAGAUAUAAAAUGCAUUUUGCAAGAUGUGAAUGUUUGUAUGGACCAGGAUAAGCCUUCUGAUGUGCAGGUUCAUCCUGAAGAAGUGGCAGAACAAAAUAUUCAGAGCGUUCACCAAGAUUUGAAAACUGCUGUUUCUCGGAUUCAUGAUUUUGUUUUGUUGCUAAGAGAAGAGGUAAGGACAGGUAAGGCCUCCAUGACCGAAGGAAAUGAUUUCGUUGAACUGAUCAAUGGCCUUUCCAUCACUUUCGACCAUGUUUUAAAUGGUGAGAGAAAAUUGGAUGAUUUUGUCUCGGAUCUUGCUAAUGUCUUCAACGAGGCCAUGGAGCUAAAGGUAACCUUCAGAGGUCUUGCUUCCUCUGAGGUUGAAAUUGUGAGUCCAGAUUGCAUAGACAAGGUUGCGUUACCCGAGAGCAAGGCUGUAGAUAAAAAUUCAUCUAAUGAAAUAUAUCAGAAUGGAUGUUCUCACAACGAGCCAGAGGUUCCCUGUGAUCUGAGGUAUGAAUCAGGCUCCAAGUCACAGGAAAUAGAAGAACUGAAAUCAGAAAAGGAAAAGAUGGCAGUGGACAUCGAGGAGCUGAAGUUUCAGUUACAAGAAUCUGAGAAGAUGUUAGCUGAGAUUAGAUCACAGUUAGAUUCUGCUCAGAGGUCAAACAGGCUUGCGGAUACGCAACUCAGAUGUAUGACUGAGUCAUAUAGAUCACUUGAAACACGUGCAGCUGAUUUAGAGAUUGAUGUGAACCAGCUUAAGGAAAAGGUAAGGAGUUUAGAAAAUGAGCUUGAGGAUGAAAAACGCAACCACCAAGAAGCUAUUAUGAGGUGUCAUGAACUUGAAGAACAUAUUCAAAGAAACAUAAACAAUUCUUUGGUUGCUGAGGAUGAGGAAGAAGCUGACAUCAAGACCAAACAGGAGAGAGAGUUAACGUCAGCAGCAGAGAAGUUAGCAGAGUGUCAAGAAACCAUAUAUGCGUUGGGGAAUCAGCUGAAGUCAUUACAGCCACCACAAAGACAGAGUAAGUCCUAUUCUGAGGAUGAACUAGGCAGCAAGAACUACGCCUUGGACGAAGGAGAUUCACCUGACACUUGGGUUAACGACGUCCCUAAAUUUAUGGAAUCUCCAAAAUGUCCUUCUGAUUCAGAGACUAGUGAUUUGAUGACAUCGCCAUCACGUGUGGGUUCAAGGCUCCCAAGGUCAGGUUCAUCUGGUAAUCCAACACCAGAGAAAAGCUCCAGAGGAAUCAGCAGGUUCUUCUCCUCCAAACCAGGGUAUUAGCUUUUUAAACAAAAGAGAGGAGAAGAAGAAACUGUGUAUGUGUACAUGACGAAAUGUGAUCAAAUAACACUAGAGAAUACAUUCGUGUGGGCUCUUUUUGUCAGCGUUUACUUUACUUGUUUUUAUCUAACGCCGUGUGCAUUUUAAUGUUUGAUGUUUUUUUUUUUGAACAACAAUAUGAUCAUUCAACAGCAGGAGAAAAUGUU
Eruca vesicaria subsp. sativa (arugula) is the source of this 3627-nucleotide messenger RNA. The record is from the annotation of a GenBank genome assembly. Lineage: Eukaryota; Viridiplantae; Streptophyta; Magnoliopsida; Brassicales; Brassicaceae.